This is a messenger RNA of Lipotes vexillifer (Yangtze River dolphin), 1108 nucleotides long. The record is from RefSeq and is a predicted model, not a curated record. NCBI's taxonomy places the organism in Eukaryota, Metazoa, Chordata, Mammalia, Artiodactyla, Lipotidae.
GUGACAGAGUAUAAAAAGGCAACGGGCCACAGAGAGCGCACUCCGCUUUUGGCCGAGUUGGCAGCUGAAGGAGAGUGCUCGGAGCCCAGCUGUCUGUCCAAGGACCGACCUCACACCCUGCGCUCCUUUAUGGGGAUCCUUAUCUCCAUCUUCAGUCGAGGCCAUCGGAGGAGGGCGGUGAUGGGUGCUCGCACCUCCACGACGUCCCGCAGCUCAUUGUCCGCAGUGGACACAGACACUAUCAGUGUGACGUGGGGGCAGCCCGUGCCUCCAACAGUGCCUCCACAGUCCUCCUCUGUGCCGCACGACAGCACAGAGCAGACGGUGUGGAGGGCCCUGGGAGAGAGCGGGCAAGGGAUGGCCAAGCAGGAGGAAGUCCCCACAGUCACAGGGAGGAACGACGACCAGAGAAGCGGCCCCGAUGACACCGGGGGCACACGAUCUGCAUUUAGGCCCCUGGGGGGCUCUUUCUUCGUGCCCAGGCCUGGACCUCUGCAGAGAGACCUCCAUGCCAAGAGGGCGGAGGACAGAUCCAACAUAAAACUCCAGACCUCUUGUAUGAGCUCCAGCCCCCAAAGAAACGCCAGCACGAGCUCAUAUAGCUCCACCCGAGGUUUCCCGCCAGUGAAGAGAAGGAGGGGUCCCGCCAUACCGCAAGGGCUGCCCCAGAAGUACACAAAGAAAGGGAGCGAGGAGGGCCUUCCGUCGCCCUCUGCAGCUCCGCUGGUUUCCCAGAGGAAAAGCCCGCCUGACAAAGAUGCAGAGGCAGGAAGAGGGCAGAAACGGCCCUGGAGGAACGACUCCCGCACAUCUGACAGUCCGAGGCCCCGAAAACGCAGGUUUCCUCUGCUGCCGCACAGGCGAGGGGAGCCUCUGAGGCUGCCCCCAACCCCUGAGCCGGGUUUCCGGGUCACCGCCGAAGACCUAGACUCGGAGAAGGCAGCAGCGUUCCGGCGCAUCAACAGUGCGCUGCGGGGUGAGACCUAUGCCAUCGGGGGCCUGGGCGCCACGCAGCCUUCGUGUCCUUUCCCCCUGCCUGCCACAGCGGCUACUUCUCUGCCAGCUGUCGCUGCAGACCCCAGCAGGGAUCCACAGCUGGAGAGAUGCG